GUCUCAGCCACACAUGCUUAUUUAAUCGGGGGCUGGCUUACUGACAUCUCUAGAGCUACAGGCCGUUUGGCCUGCUGGUGUAAAACACGCAUGCCGGCCACCCUGGCUGGGGGUGAUCUGGAGGAGGAGAGUUUCUGGUUAAUGCCAUUCCUGUUGGGGUGUGAUGCUUUUAUUUAUUUCCUUUCUCUCUUCCCUGCUUCCUCCUCCUGGCUCUUCUUUGUCCCAGGGCAGCACAUGUGGCAGGGCUGGGUGUCUCCUAGGGUCACUGCCACAACAACGUGUAUGGAAAAUAAAGCGUCUUGUGCAAUAUGGUGCUCGAGGGAGCUGUGAGGGAGCAGCUCCUGGAGUUCCCAUGUGGCCUUCGAAGGCAACUGCAGGCAGGGAGCAAAAGGAGAGGUGGAAGGAGGACACAUGCUGCUGCAGGGGCUCCUGGUCUGUGAUCUGUCCCCAGUGCUGGGGUCUGUGGCGUGGGGACAAGAGCACGGCGAUGCAUCCCGUGUUCCUGGGUGCUCACCCAGGAAGCACCCAAUGCUGCCAGCAGCCCUGGCCAAGGCUGCAAAAAUUCCGUUUCUUCUUUCGGGCUCCUUGCUGUCCAGGUUUUCAGUGAGAUCAGAAUAAGUGGAAUUUAAGGCUUUGGAGUAAAAAAAAAAAAAAAGGUAAAGCUUUGAUAGCAAGGGACUCCAGUGCUGGUGCUUUCAAAUCAGCCAUGCGCAUGGUGCAGGACUCUAUGUGCACGACAGGGACUGAUCCAGCCUCAGCCACUGCAAGGGGCCAGAUGCUGGAGGAAGGGGGUAAAAAUUACCCUCUUCCUUAUUGCCUUGGGGAUGCAAAUUUUUUGCUAACUGGUUAUUAGAAUGACUUUGUGAACAAAAUAUGAGGGCAGAAAUCGGUGAAAGAUGCAUUUCAUGAUCAUCUUCAAACUCUGCAUCUCUCUUCACCAGGACUCCAGAGCAGCACGUUUGGUUUCCUGUUCCCUGAGCGUGAGAAGAGGUAACUGGAUGGGAGGGUGUUAAAAUGUGGCUACUUCUGCAAAUUUCCCAUCAUAGCAGUAGCUGUGGCACAGCCUGUGAAGCAGAGAAAUAGUCACCAGCUUUGUUUUUCCCUAGGGUAGAGGCCUGGGAGGGGAGCAGAAGAUGUUGGCCCAGGAGGCAAUGCCAGUGCAUUCCCUCACGCAGCAGGACCUGAGCCCAGCUGGGGCUCUGCUACCUGUGCCUGUCCCUGAGUGGGCAGUGAUCCUUCCCCAAGGUUUGCUGGGGACUCGGGAGCUGCUGGACCCAGAGCUGCUCAGGACGGCUGCAAUCUCCAGCUGGGCUCUGCCCUGAGAGAUGUCUGGGGUCCCUCCAGCCACCAAGGAGGUGACAGAGGGAGAAGGGGACGUGUGGGUGGGGAAAUGGAGCUUCCCUGAGCAGCACAUUUCCCUCCUCCCCUUUUAUCCCCCAGACACAAAGCUGGCUGCUAUUAACUCCUCUGAAGUGCGCCUUGCUGCUCUGGGCAUCAAGGAUGCUCAGGGGAUGGGCGUGCUGUUGUGAUGAGACACACACACGCACGCGUGUGUAUCCUCCCUGUGCACCGCUGCUGCCCGGGCACCUCACCUGCUUCUCUGCUUAGGCAGGGGAGAAGGGCAGGCGUGCAGGCAGCUUGUGCUAGCUUUGCUUUGCAGCUCUACGUGUGUUUUAAAAGCCCGAGUAGUCCGGAGACAGCUUGGGAGGCUCCCAGGGCAGGGAUGCUCCCCAGCCAACCCUGCUAGCCCAUGUUAGGCAGCAGCCAAGUGUUGAAGGCUUCGGGGGACGCCAGGGUUGCCUCUGGGCCAGGGUGUGUGCCCAUGGUCUCCUCGCAUGGAGGAUGACUGCCAAGAGUAAUGGUCUGCACAGCUCACCAGCAGACUGCCAUCCCUGCCCGCCCGCCCAAGCCCGAGAGGAUGGUGACACAGAGGGCACGGGGCUCAGCACCAGGAGGACCAGCUCAACCCAGGAUGACACCUCCUCAGAGCUGCAGAGAGGGCGUCCUCCGGAUGGGGGGGAGCAGCCGGCUGCCCCCGCUUUCCAAGGCAGGCGAGCCUUGGCCAGGAUAGUCCGACUGGUGCUGGUGCUGAGGGACUGGGCCAACAAGAGCUUGCACGAGGAGCAGCAAAGGCCAGACCCCUUCCUUGAGCGCUUCCAGGGCCCUGAGCUCCAGACAGUGGCUGCAGGUGCUGGGAACGAUCUAGAGGAUGAGGAGACCGAGGAGGAAAACAAAAAGAAAAAAUGGCAGAUCUUUGUGGUGGACCCUGCAGGGGACUGGUAUUACCGUUGGCUGGCUGUCAUUGCAGUUCCUGUCCUCUAUAACUGGUGCUUGCUCGUAGCCAGGGCUUGCUUCAAUGACCUGCAAAAGACCUAUGUUGUCCUCUGGCUGGUGUUAGACUACAUCUCGGACUCUAUCUACAUUGGGGACAUAGUGAUCCACCUGCGCACAGGUUUCUUGGAACAGGGCCUCCUGGUUAAGGACCUGAAGAAGUUACGGGAUAACUACAUCCACACCUUACAGUUCAAGCUGGAUGUUAUCUCCAUCCUGCCCACAGACCUGGCAUACUUUGCUGUGGGAUUACACUGCCCUGAAUUGCGUUUCAACAGGCUACUGCACUUCUCCCGCAUGUUUGAGUUCUUUGAUAGGACUGAGACCAGAACCAGCCACCCUAACAUCUUCCGCAUCAGCAACUUGGUUCUUUACAUCCUGGUCAUCAUCCACUGGAAUGCAUGCAUUUAUUAUGCCAUCUCCAAGGCCGUAGGCUUUGGAGCAGACACCUGGGUCUAUCCCAACAUCACAGACCCUGAAUAUGGGUAUCUGACCCGGGAGUACAUCUACUGUCUCUACUGGUCUACGUUGACUUUGACUACCAUUGGAGAGACCCCUCCCCCAGUGCGUGAUGAAGAGUACCUCUUUGUGAUCUUCGAUUUCCUCAUCGGUGUCCUCAUCUUUGCCACCAUUGUGGGGAAUGUGGGAUCCAUGAUAUCCAAAAUGAAUGCCACCAGGGCAGAGUUCCAGGCAAAAAUUGAUGCCAUCAAACACUACAUGCAGUUCCGCAAGGUGAGCAAAGAUAUGGAAACCAAAGUCAUCAAGUGGUUUGACUACCUCUGGACCAACAAGAAGGCAGUAGAUGAACGGGAAGUCCUCAAGAAUCUCCCUGAUAAGUUAAGGGCAGAGAUUGCCAUCAACGUUCACCUGGAGACACUGAAGAAAGUGAGGAUUUUCCAGGACUGUGAGGCAGGUCUACUGGUGGAGCUGGUGCUGAAGCUUCGCCCUCAGGUGUUCAGCCCAGGGGAUUACAUUUGCCGGAAAGGAGACAUUGGGAAAGAGAUGUACAUCAUCAAAGAGGGGAAGCUGGCUGUGGUGGCAGAUGAUGGAAUGACACAGUAUGCUUUGCUCACGGCAGGAGGCUGCUUUGGUGAGAUCAGCAUCCUCAACAUUAAAGGGAGCAAAAUGGGCAACAGGCGCACAGCCAACAUCCGUAGCUUGGGCUACUCUGAUCUCUUCUGCCUGUCAAAGGAAGAUCUUAUGGAAGCAGUCACAGAGUAUCCUGAUGCCAAAAAGGUCUUGGAGGAGCGUGGCCGGGAGAUCCUGAUCAAGGAAGGGCUGCUGGAUGAGUCAGCUGCAGAGGCAAGCACGGAAGGGAUUAGCAUGGAGGAGAAACUGGACAGGCUGGCCUUGAACCUGGACACACUGCACACCCGCUUUGGCCGGCUCCUGACAGAGUACAAUGAUGCCCAGAUGAAGCUCAAGCAGCGCAUCACUGUUCUGGAGUCCAAGAUAAGGCAGCAGGAUCUGGAGGACUUCUUCUCUGAUAGUUCAGACAGUCUGCUUGAGGAUGAGGAGAAAGAUUUACCUGGUGAGAUGUAAUGAGGGGAUGCAGAGAUCAGCUAGAUGAUGUCUGGCCUUGUGCUGAGACAGUGUUUGCUAUUUCACAAGGCAGAUACUGUGACUUCUUUCAGGUCCUUAGCACUGCUGCUGCCACUGCCUUGAUGGCAGCUCCUGAGAUGGCUCCAAGUCAGGUGAUGGUCCUAGCUCCUCCUCUGGCCUGUCCCUUUUCUUGUUGCCUUGAUCUGAGACCUUGGACUUUGAUCACUAAAAAGAGGAGAAUGGCUAAUGCCACUGCUAACAUUUCCUUCCAGCUUCUGCAAAAGUUCUGUGCCUAUCACACCUCCUUCCUCCUAUUUGCCUUAAUAGAAAGUGGGACAUGAACCUUGCAUGGAGGGGUACCUGGACACGCUGACCUCCCACGUAUGUUGAGAAGACACAGAGUCAUAGUGGACUGAGCCUGCCAUGUGCCACCUACCCAUCCACACAGGGACAAAGGAGCAGAUGGGCUUUGGAAGAUUCCGCAUUCCUUGCAGAUAACAAAACCACCCCAACGACAGAGACCGAAACACAAGCCAGAUAUUUACAAAUGCAUUUUGGGUUGGGCCUUUGUAACUUGCUUUAGGUAAAUACUCUUCACUGAGUGUCUGCAGACACCCAGUCUGUACUGAGAGACUCCUUACCUGCAAAAUACCAAAACUCAACUAAGACGGCCCAAUCUGUGCCUCUUAUGUCUGCAAAUGGAGAGGCUUGUCUGGGUCAUUGUCACUACCUAGGUCAUCUCCACCACCCACACUGAGGCUGGACAUCUAGCUGGAAGGGUAGGCAGCUGCCAUCUUCCUGCCUGCCUCUUUUCCCUCUGCUAUAUUUGGUGCUGUCAAAGGGCAUCUGGUGCAGGUGGCUCGGUACCCCAAGCACUGCACCUUCCUGGGGGACAGCAUUCCCAAGCCCUCCCGCUGUGGAGGCAGCAUGAUUUCCAUUUGGGCUAUGGAUAUCUUGGAUGACAAGUACAAUACAGAGGUAAAGACGGCGGCUCGCUGGCCCGACAGCACCUGUUGUGCUUUGUGCAGAAGGAAGACAGUGAUUGUCUCUCAUCCAGCUAAUGAUGGCCAGAUGUGCCAGGAAGGGUUUGACUGAAAUGAGACAUUUUUAAAGAACAAAGCAGUGGUGGGACCCAACUGUGCCUGUAUUUGCUUGGCUGUGGGUAGCUCAGAGAGAGAGUGCAGAACACAUUUAUUUUCUUAGGCAGGAGGUUUUCUUGUACUCAGUGGGAGUUUGGGGGCUUUGCAGGCCAGUUGCCUUCUGGAGGAGAAAUGAGUGGCUGAGCCAUGGGGACACAUGUGCAAGGGUGAAAACAUGACACCAUCGCAUGCGCUGGCAAAGAUCUGCCAGGCUGUGCUGCAGCCCUGCAGGCUCCACAGUGUGAGCAGCUUGUUGGUGAGGGGUGCAGUGCAGGAAAGGCCACCAAAACCCUGCAAGCAACAGCAGCCUCAGCACAAGCAGUAAUGCUACCCAUGCCUAACAGUACUGAACAGGUGCUGGGACUGGGGCACGCAACCUUAGUGCUUGCUUCUGUCGUGUAGCUUGCCCUGACCUGCGUGUAGGCAUCUGGGACCUCCUGCUCCUGCCCACUGGGUCCAUGGGGUGGGCUGGGGCUGGUUUCCAAGGAGGAGAAUAGUUGGUGGAGAAGGGAAUUUUGGAGGAAUUAAUGUUCUGGGUCAAAUUCAGCCAAUAGUUUGGCUAAAAUAAUGGGACGACACAUGGGGAGGUAUCAACCCGGAAAGGUUCAUCGUGGAAAACUGAGGGUAUUUGCUUUGUCCUUUCUUUUCCCUCCAACGUAAGACUGCCUCUCUCCAUUUUGUAUGAGAAUUUUCCAUUUAAAAAUAAUGGCCUUGUUUUUUGGAAUUGGUGGGGGAGGGAAGGUUAAAUUACCAAAAUGAGAAUUUGGGGUAAGAUAAAAAGGUUUUUGUCAUCUGUAAAUUAAAGUGUAGGGUUUCUGUG
Messenger RNA from Harpia harpyja (harpy eagle), 5832 nucleotides. RefSeq names its product cyclic nucleotide gated channel subunit alpha 2 (gene CNGA2). Gene Ontology annotation, cellular component: intracellular cyclic nucleotide activated cation channel complex; plasma membrane. Gene Ontology annotation, molecular function: intracellularly cGMP-activated cation channel activity; protein-containing complex binding; cGMP binding. Lineage: Eukaryota; Metazoa; Chordata; Aves; Accipitriformes; Accipitridae. The record is from RefSeq and is a predicted model, not a curated record. The transcript is spliced from 7 exons. The coding region runs from base 1843 to 3873 and encodes 676 amino acids. Gene Ontology annotation, biological process: potassium ion transport; monoatomic cation transmembrane transport.